Rhineura floridana is the source of this 867-nucleotide messenger RNA. It is a transcript of the gene MORN2, whose product is annotated as MORN repeat containing 2. Bases 35 to 487 code for a protein of 150 amino acids. The record is from RefSeq and is a predicted model, not a curated record. The transcript has 5 exons. NCBI's taxonomy places the organism in Eukaryota, Metazoa, Chordata, Lepidosauria, Squamata, Rhineuridae.
UUAGUACGUGCACUGUCCUUACUGGUGGCCCUAGAUGGAGAGGGACUUCUCCUCAAAAAUCAAUGAACUUCUGAGGAAACCGCCAAAAGGUUCUGAAGUUUAUAAGAUAUCAUUUAUAUUUCCGAAUCAAGAUAAGUACGAAGGUGAUUGUACAAGAACACCUGAUGGAGUUCUUGAGAGGAAUGGAUAUGGAGUUCAUACUACUCCAGAUGGAAUUAUUUACCGAGGAAACUGGAAAAAUGAUAAGAUGAAUGGUUUAGGAAGGCUGGAACAUCCUUCAGGUGCAGUUUAUGAAGGUGAGUUCAAGAACAACAUGUUGCAUGGAAUAGGAACCUACAUAUUUCCCAAUGGAGCCAAGUACUGUGGACAGUUCAACGAAAACAAGCUAGAAGGGAAGGGAGAAUUUACAGACACACAAGGCCUGGAAUGGGAUGGCACAUUUCAUUAUACAGCAGCACCAGGGCUGAAGCUAAAGCUGGAAAUGUAGGACAUUUUGUUCUGGAAGAAAGGCUUGUCUAAUGGAGUUUUUACCUUGCCCAGGCUAUUUCACAGCAAAUAAUUUCUUAGUUUAUUGAUGAGAAUAUUGUUGUUUGUUAAAAUAAAGAUAUCUGCUUAUAAGUAAGCAUUGAACUUGAUUUUUGUUUUAUGUAAGCUUCAGAAUGUUGCCUAGCUUGAUUUCCCCCCUCACUUAACUGUAACUGCAAGUGUUACAAUAAUAAUUAAAAGUUUUAUAAAAAGAAACUUGUAAACAACGUCCUCUGUUCCAAUAUUGAAAUUAUGAAGUGAUCAAGAUUAUUAGGGUUAACUCUGAAAGAGAGAGAGAGAAAGCACGGAAACCAACAUAGAAUGCAAUUGAAUCAAUAAAUU